Drosophila simulans is the source of this 818-nucleotide messenger RNA. RefSeq lists its product as uncharacterized. The record is from RefSeq and is a predicted model, not a curated record. Lineage: Eukaryota; Metazoa; Arthropoda; Insecta; Diptera; Drosophilidae. The coding region runs from base 34 to 462 and encodes 142 amino acids. The transcript is spliced from 4 exons.
UUUGCAAACAGAACGCCCAUCGACGAGCAGGAAAUGUGGAAACUGGACUCCAAGGAGGGCAUUAUUUGCUCCGGGGCAGCAUCGAUCUGCCUUGCGAUCGCCUAUCUCAUCAUAUUCGCCAACUUGAGGGGGUUAUCCUACAACUUUGGAGUGCACAUAGCGUCCAUGCAGAUCAUCAGCAGCGCAGUCCUCAUCGUCGGAGCCACCAAGGAGAGGCACAAGCUCUUCGUGCCCUGGAUGAUCACAACCGCCAUGUUCCUCUACUUGAUGGGUUACUCAUCCAUUGUGCUGCUGGCCAUGGGCGAUUGGGUUAUCGUCAUGUUUUUCGCAGCGCCAGUGAUAGGCUGCCUCGGAAUGGCAUUCUAUGCGGUGCAGAAGGCCUUCUGCAGGAUGCGCAAGGAUGGGAUGCCACCGAAGUAUGCCGACAUGCAAGUCAAAAGUAUUCUGGUGAAUCCCAUAUGAUGCAUUUGCCAUUUGCAAUUCUUGGUUUAUCAAAAGCACUCUAAUCGCAUCGUUAUCAGUGCAAUAAUUAUGUAUAAUAUGGUGAAGAUCAUAUCUCUAAUAUAUGCAAGAUUAUACAAAUUAAUACUGAGAAAAUCACUUUUCCAUUUGAUUUAAUCAAUAUUUAUAUCCUUAUAAUUUAUCGUAAUUUUAUUCUAUAAAGCCACUUAAUUUGAACAGAAAUAGCUAAAACAAGAUCACAAAGCAAUACAUUCAUCUAAGCUACAUAUUUUUUAAAAGUAUUUUAAGCUCAGCAUUUGGAUGUUUCGGAAAUCUGCAUUUUCAAAUAUCCCGCUCUUUGCAGCCCUGGUUGAUAC